Molecule: messenger RNA, 1904 nt
Organism: Cladophialophora immunda
Lineage: Eukaryota; Fungi; Ascomycota; Eurotiomycetes; Chaetothyriales; Herpotrichiellaceae
Product: adenosylhomocysteinase
Exons: 1
Coding region: 135-1487 (450 amino acids)
Biological process (GO): L-methionine cycle
Cellular component (GO): cytosol
Molecular function (GO): adenosylhomocysteinase activity
Source: RefSeq, a predicted model, not a curated record
GAAAAAAUGUCACCGACAAUUCACCCUCACCCUGUCCCUUACCCACUUCAUCUUUCUCUGGCCACCACCACCACCCAGUAACCUCAUUGACUCUCGCUCUCCUUAUCCCUCCGACUCCCAUCGACACCGACAUCAUGAGUGGUGCUCCAGCCCAGAAGUUCAAGGUCGCCGACAUCUCGUUGGCGGCCUUUGGUCGACGUGAGAUCGACCUCGCAGAAAUUGAGAUGCCAGGUCUGAUGGCAAUCAGAAAGAAAUAUGCUGCAGACCAACCUCUUGCCGGGGCCCGAAUUGCAGGCUGCCUCCACAUGACCAUCCAGACCGCCGUCCUCAUCGAAACCCUCAAAGCUCUCGGUGCUGAGGUCACUUGGUCCUCCUGCAACAUCUUCUCUACUCAAGAUCACGCCGCGGCAGCUAUUGCAGCUGGAGGCACUCCUGUCUUCGCAUGGAAGGGCGAGACUGAAGAAGAAUACGAAUGGUGUCUGGAACAACAGCUAAAGGCCUUCCCUUCAGGGAAAACGCUGAAUCUCAUUCUCGACGAUGGUGGUGAUUUGACCGCCCUGGUCCACAACAAAUACCCCGAGAUGCUGAAAGACUGCUAUGGCGUGUCAGAAGAGACGACAACUGGAGUCCAUCACCUCUACCGCAUGCUGAAGGGCAAGAAACUCCUGGUCCCCGCCAUCAACGUCAACGACAGCGUCACAAAAUCCAAGUUCGACAACCUUUAUGGGUGCAGGGAAUCCCUCGUUGACGGCAUCAAGCGUGCCACCGAUGUCAUGAUUGCCGGCAAGAUUGCCGUCGUGGCCGGCUUCGGUGAUGUUGGGAAAGGCUGCGCUCAGGCUCUGCACAGCAUGGGUGCCCGUGUCCUCGUCACCGAGGUGGAUCCUAUCAACGCCCUCCAGGCCGCCGUCUCCGGUUAUCAGGUUGUCACCAUGGACGAUGCCGCUUCGCAGGGCCAGAUCUUCGUCACCACCACCGGCUGCCGUGAUAUCAUUGUUGGAAAGCACUUUGAGGCGAUGCGCAACGACGCCAUCGUCUGCAACAUUGGACACUUUGAUAUUGAAAUCGAUGUUGCGUGGCUCAAGAAGAAUGCCAAGUCCGUCCAAAACAUCAAGCCUCAGGUUGAUCGCUACACGAUGGCCAGUGGACGCCACAUCAUCCUGCUCGCAGAGGGUCGUCUCGUGAACCUGGGCUGUGCCACCGGCCACUCUUCCUUUGUCAUGUCCUGCUCCUUCUCCAACCAAGUUCUGGCUCAGAUCAUGCUGUACAAGGCCGAAGACGAAGCGUUUGGCAAGAAAUACGUCGAGUUUGGAAAGAGCGGCAAGAAGGAGAUUGGCGUCUACGUUCUUCCCAAGAUCUUGGACGAACAGGUCGCACUGCUCCACUUGGAGCAUGUCAACGCCAAGUUGACCAAGUUGACCCCUGUCCAGGCAGAGUACUUGGGAUUGACUGUCGAAGGUCCUUUCAAGUCUGAUAUCUACCGCUACUAGACGGUUUGAUGUUUGUCGAGGGCUGCCUCAUUGUCUUGUGAAUGAUUGCAUCUUUAUUGGCGUCCGGGGUCAUAUUUCGGGAGAGAAGGUGUUCUAAUGCUCAACGCAUAGAAAGUGGAGAGUCCAGCGGCAUGGUCCUAUUGACCUCCUUGUCCAAAUGGAAUUAUGCACGAAACUCAACGACCUUGGGACGAGAAUUGAUGAGGCAGGAAAAGUUUGGGACGAAGUCAAGACCCUUGAAAUAAUGGGGUGCUUUGAGUCCUUUGUUUCGAGAGUGCUGGUGCGAGAAGAUCUCCGAUCAGAGAUCACAUGGAGAGACACGUCCUUCAACGGACAAUCGCAGAAGCUUCAUCAGCUUCUUCAACAGAUAGAUACCCCGAAUAGAUGUUCCAAAAGAAUAUGAGAUGGUGGAAAUAC